AUGGCAUCUUCUCAGAACAUGCAGAACGAUACACCCGCCCUCACCACGCUCUCCUAUGCUGGAGAUGUCAUUCUCAAGCCAAGCGGACAUGGAAAGCCCGCCAUACGCCUGCUAUGUUCGUCAAUCUGUCUUGGUCAUGGAUCUUCCGUUUUCAAGGCCAUGUUCGAACCGGACCGCUUCGCUGAAGGCCAAACUCUGUCAGUCGACUCUCCUCCCGAGAUACCGCUGCCUGAAGAUCAUCCACAAGCCAUCGAGAGACUGUGCAAAAUCCUUCAUUUCCGGUCGGGCGACGAUAUCGCAUGGGACAUAGACCAUUACGCGGAUGUCGCCAUCGUCUCUGAGAAGUACGAUUGUCGAGACGCUGUUGUGGCGUGGUUUCAGAUGUCUGUUCCUCGCAUCUGGGCUCAGAAUCGCCCCUUCUACGACGAAAAGCUGCCCUUCGUGAGCUAUGUCUUGGGACUCCCCUCUGAGUUCGCAAAAGUCACAAAGAGAAUCAUCUUAAGUCACACGAAGGCUUUAAACCCGGUCACUGCCACGCACAAGACGGAUCUAGUGCCGCUUGAGCUUCUGCAAGAACUCGAAACGCGUCGGCAGGUAGCGCUCCAGAACGCCACAGACGCCUUGAAGCCCGAGUUUGUUCAGCGUAUUGGCCUGGGCACUAUGACGGUCGCUGCAAUGUGCCCUAGGGAGCGGGCGGUGGCAGACUCUUGGUUACACAACCUUAUCUCAUCAGGCCUCUUGUUCAUGCCCCUUGUCCAGUCGGUGGAAGCUAUCAAGUUCCGCGUGGAUGGGCACUUCGCAAAGCUUCCCAUCGAACACGGAGUUGCUGCCUGCUCAAGCAACAUUCCAUUCUGGCAAGGACGAUGCGGCUGCCAAACUGGAGAGUCGAAGCGAGACCAUCUAUCUGCUGAGAUUGGUUUUAUGAUCACAAUGACUAAGGGGAUGUGUCUAGAUUGCUUCUACCGGAAGGUCUCAGAUGGAGCAAUCGAUCGUCACUGUCGCGUUAGCUUCGACCAUGAUGGCAUGAAGAAACCGGAAUCAUAG
Messenger RNA from Didymosphaeria variabile, 1044 nucleotides. RefSeq lists its product as uncharacterized. The transcript has a single exon. The coding region runs from base 1 to 1044 and encodes 347 amino acids. The record is from RefSeq and is a predicted model, not a curated record. Lineage: Eukaryota; Fungi; Ascomycota; Dothideomycetes; Pleosporales; Didymosphaeriaceae.